AUGCAGCGCGCAUUGGACGGCCACAAUGACCUGUCCACGCGGACGGCUAUUGCAGCUUGCAAGCAACCCGAUGGAUGGUCCAUCUUGGCGGCGGUUGGCAACAAGCUCAAGCAGAUGGACCCGACAUUCUCGGUCAAAGAGCAUGCGCCAAGCCUCAAGGAGCUCGUGGAGAGGCUGCCAAAUGUCGAAAUCCGUGACAAUGGGGUGGUCAAGGGGCCUGCUGUCUAUUUUGCACGUUUGAAAUAA
This is a messenger RNA of Aphanomyces invadans, 246 nucleotides long. RefSeq lists its product as hypothetical. Lineage: Eukaryota; Oomycota; Saprolegniomycetes; Saprolegniales; Verrucalvaceae. The transcript has 2 exons. The coding region runs from base 1 to 246 and encodes 81 amino acids. The record is from RefSeq and is a predicted model, not a curated record.